Xenia sp. Carnegie-2017 is the source of this 3117-nucleotide messenger RNA. RefSeq names its product band 4.1-like protein 5. NCBI's taxonomy places the organism in Eukaryota, Metazoa, Cnidaria, Anthozoa, Malacalcyonacea, Xeniidae. The record is from RefSeq and is a predicted model, not a curated record. Gene Ontology annotation, cellular component: cytoskeleton.
AUCUGUAAUAAUUCCCCAAGCGAUCUUGAGGUAUAGCAACUCAAUCUAGCAUUUCGAGUUAGACGAAUGACGAGCUCUGAUUGGCGGAAACGAAUUAUGGACUUCGGAACUUUUUCCUGUUUCUUAACAAAUACAAACCAUUCGCUAACUUCUACCAACAAAUCCAAUAUAAUUCUGGCAUUCGUCACUCCUUACCUUGUAACAUUUUGAAAUGUUAACUGAGCACAUCUAGGUUGCUGAUAAGGUUAUUGGCCGGCCCUGGCUUUGCUAACCGGAACAAGAUAUAGCAUAAACUGUCCAGGCGACGCGACCACGUCUUGCAACGCUGGAAUAGCUCAUAUUUUAAGAUAAUUAUGAUUAGAAAUUCUCACCCCUGAUGUAAGACUACAGCAGGCAACAGACACCAAGACGAAUGUGGCGGGAAUUUUUCAAUUUACUGUAAUGCAAAUUGAAUUAUUGAAAUGUUUGUUUUAUGAGAUGUAGUAAUUGAUUUUAGUAUUUUUGAAUUUAAAUAUGCUUAUUUCUAGUGUAAUUGAUUGUUAAGUCUCUUCAUCAUCUUCUCUUAAACUAUAGAUAUAUAUAUGUUUUCAAUCAUGAAACUGAAAAGCAAAUAUUUCAUUCACUUCAGAUUAUUAGUUUUAGUUCUUACAUACCGGAUGUCAAGCGAACUAUGUAAAUUCCAUGUAAAUUUUCACAUUCAUGUAAAAUUUGCGUCUGCGCAGUGCGAAUGCCGCUUUAAUUGCGUAAUUAGGAAUAUGUUAGCAUUCAAAGAAUUGUGUUCAUAACAUUUUCAUAUUGACAUCGCUUCUUUGUGCGACUUAUUUUGUCAAUUUCUUCGUCUUCUGGUCUGAGUUUAUCUACACUUUUUAUGAAAAUUUCGUUGUAAGUAUUUUGAAAUGUCCUUGAUUCGACGUUUAAGUCGUAGAUUUUCCAGUCGACCAGCUAGGAGAAGACAAGAAUAUUCAGAUGGUAAAUCUAGAGAUAAAGACAGCAUCGCUUGCAAAGUGAAUCUUUUAGAUGGUGGAGUGUUAUCUUUCAACGUUGAGAAAAGGUCCAUUGGUGAUGAACUAAUCCAGUUAGUAAACAAGAAUCUUGACCUCAUUGAGAAAGAAUACUUUGGAUUGCAAUAUACUGAUUCACAGCAAGUUUUACAUUGGCUUGAUCCUCAAAAAAUAAGAAAACAGUUAAGAGGACAUCAACCAUACCAAUUCUACUUUCGUGUGAAAUUCUAUGCACCUGAUCCUCAUACUUUGGAAGAAGAAUUGACUAGAUAUCACUUUUUCUUGCAAAUCAAACAAGAUAUUUUGGCAAACAGAUUAAAGGUUCCUCUGAAGAAAUUAGUUGAGAUUGCUGCAUACAGUUUGCAAUCUGAACUUGGUGACUUCGAUCCAGAAUUUCACGAGCCUGACUACAUAAAAGACUACAAGUUUAUUUCUGAACAGACUGAUCAACUGGAAAAAGAGAUCCAUAGAAAACAUCGACAAUUUGCAGGUCUUAAUCCCGCUGACUGUGAAGUCAAUUCUUUGAAAAUCCUAAAAACCAUCGACUCUUAUGGCAUGCACAAGUAUGAAGUAAAAGGUAAAAGUAACCAAGAGAAAUUUCAAAUUGGUCUUUCAUACAAAGGGAUUAUUGUUAUGGAGGAAGGAAACUCACAGGCUGUUACAAUUCAUUCAUGGCCAAGAAUCACAAGUCUGUCAUUUAGGAGAAAUAAAGUUCAUCUUGUGGUGGAAAGCCCGGAGCUUCCUUCUAAAAAUGAAUCGUUUACGUUUCAUCUGUCGUCUGCCAAGGCUAGUAAGCAAUUGUGGAAAGCAGCUAUAGAAAAUCACUCUUUCUUUCGCUUAUUAAAAACUGGUGAAAGGCCGAGUACAUCUGUUAGUACCUUUCUCAGAAGAGGAUCUAAGUUCAGAUUUAGUGGACGAACGCAGCACCAGGUAAAUGCUGAAACUAAGAAAAGUGCCAGAAAACAGAUGAAGAUAGAAAGGACUAAAAGUGAGAGAUAUUCCAAAAGAUCAACAGUUGGUUACAUAAGGGUUGGCUCGAAGGUUUGGGCCAAAGCAUUGAAUGGUGAUUAUUAUAAAGGAAUUGUGACCGGCCUUGGUGAGAAGGUUCACAUCAAGUUUGAUAACGAAGAAACGGUUGCUCAUGAGAGAGAUGCGAAAGAUUGUGUUGUUUUUGACAUGAACCCUAAUCCUGAAGACAUAGAGAUUAAUCUGAGAGUCAUUGCUCAUUGGUCUUCAAUUGUUGCUUAUCUCUCUGGAACUGUUAUCAAGAUCGAAGGACAAAAGUAUUAUGUGCAUUAUGAUGAUGGUGAUAAAGGAUGGAAUAACAUAAGACAAAUUCGAAUCUUGAAACCGCCAACUUAUUUCGGACCUGGUGCCAAACUACGUAAUAAAGUUAAGAAGGCGGAGUCUGUUAAAGAGACCAGUAUGAUGUCACGACCAAUCACAGUUGAGAAACCUCUAAAGGCCAAAGAUCGUCAACGCUUAGAAAACAAUGGUAAAAAUGUGAGUUCUCAAGCAAAUCCCAAUGGGGGAAACCACGACAACGAAUACAACGAGCGUAAGAUAUCAACUAAUGAAGCACCAAAUGGUCAUGGCGCUCGUCACCACUCUGCUUCUACUGCAGAUAGGCGCUACGCCUUAAACAAAUUGUUGAAUUCUUCUGAUGUUGGAACUGAUGUUGACACUGGCGAUGUUAUUGUCCAUGACGAUCAAAGUAACAAAAAUAAUCACGCAGCUGCUCCAAAAUCAAUGCGAAAUAUUAGUUCUCGGUCUGAAGAAAGAAAUCCAAGCUUACAGAAUGAUUCCUUAAGACAAGGCAAAACUCAAAUGACCGAGUUGUAACGACAAUAUUAAGUUGCAUUUCCUGCAUUUGGCUCUACUUCAAGUGUUUUUUUGAACAAUUUGAAGCAAUAAUUUUUAUGUUGCGAAACAUUUUAAUUGCUCCUUAGUGAGCUGUAGUACAAUGGAUGUAUUUUAACUUCAAUUUUGAGAUACGUUUUUUAGUAUACAAUAUUAUAACGUAUAAUGUAUUUAUAAUGCAAAUAGCUAUACGAAUUUGUAUCAUGUACAUUUAUAACAUUCAUGUUGCACUGUGGAAAUAAAAAUGUACCCAACA